CCCCGCUGCCCGCCCGCGGCCCCGCAGCGCCCCCGGCGGCGGCGAGCCCGGCCCCGGCCCCGGCCCCGGCGGCGGUUGCGCAGGCGCGGCCGUGCCGGAGAGUUUGGGACGCGCCGGGAAGUUGGGGCUGGGUGUGCCGCCGCCGCUCCCACCAUGUCGGGCUCCUCCAACGUGGCGGCCAUGAAGAAGGUGGUGCAGCAGCUGCGCCUGGAGGCCAGCGUGACUCGCGUGAAGGUUUCCCAGGCUGCAGCAGACUUGAAGCAAUUCUGCCUGCAGAAUGCACAACACGAUCCCCUACUGACAGGAGUAUCAUCAAGUACAAACCCAUUCAGACCCCAGAAAGUUUGUUCAUUUUUGUAAUUAUGUGAACUACUUCGGUUAUCUUUCAGUGAUCUUCUAGCAUCUUUUCCUAGCUGCUGAUGUGUGUAUGGGCAGAGUGCCUCAAGGAGUGGCCUGGUUUGAAGUCUGUACAAAAGCUUAGCUUUCAUGUGCCAAAUCUAAUUGUAAAAUUGCUACUGUCGUCAAACCUCUUACCAUCUACCUCUCCAAAUGAACUGUAUGCUAGUUACAAUACUUCUGUUUCAUAAGGGAAUCAGUUUUUUAUGCCAAGCGAAAAAUAAAAGUGUCUUGACUUA
Messenger RNA from Tyto alba (common barn owl), 635 nucleotides. RefSeq names its product G protein subunit gamma 5 (gene GNG5). Bases 154 to 360 code for a protein of 68 amino acids. The transcript is spliced from 3 exons. The record is from RefSeq and is a predicted model, not a curated record. Gene Ontology annotation, cellular component: heterotrimeric G-protein complex. NCBI's taxonomy places the organism in Eukaryota, Metazoa, Chordata, Aves, Strigiformes, Tytonidae. Gene Ontology annotation, molecular function: G-protein beta-subunit binding. Gene Ontology annotation, biological process: G protein-coupled receptor signaling pathway.